AUGGCCGACAAGCCAAAACGCCCCUACCAUCGACGCGAACCUGCCGUCUCACUUCCCAGCAUCUCACCCCCAGAACGUCUCCUCCUCCCCUUAACCUCCAAAUCCAAGCGAUUCAAAGGUCCAAUUUCAGGUCCAAAUGGAAGGCAACCACUACUCUUCCGCAUCUCCACAUUCGCAAAUCACAAUUGUGGACAAGGACUCCUCGCAAACCAAGCUAUAUCCGCGGGAUCUCAGAUAUGGGAGGAGAAACCUAUUUGGACUGGUCCUACGGCUGUUUUGGGUAUGAAGCCAAGUAAGGAAUUGGAGGAAAGUUUAGAGACGAGUUUUAAGGGGGUGACGAAGGAGGAGAUGAAGAUUUUGAGGGAGAUGGGGAAUAAUCAGGAGUUUGUGGCGGUGGAUGAGGGUUUUUUGGAUACGCCUUGGUUAGGUCUCGUAAAAACAAACGCCAUCCCCCUGACCCAUAACACCACCUCCCCUCACCACAACACCCUGGGGAUCUUCCUCUCCUACCUCUCCAAAUUAAACCACGCCUGUAAACCCAACACACUCCAAACUUACGACAGCUCCCGCGAUCUCCUUCUCCUCUACGCCAUCACCGACAUCGCCGAAGACGAAGAACUAACCAUCUCCUACAUCCCCGACCUCCGUCUCUCAAACCCUUAUUUGAAGAAGUAUUUCGGAUUCACUUGUUGGUGUAACAAUUGGUGUCGGUAUCCUGAAUCCAAGGGGAAGAAGAAAGCGCAAGAGAGAGCGGUGUUGGUUGAUAGAUUGUGGACGAAGAUCCAUGAGGAUGUGGUAGGGGAUGAGAAGAUUGAGUUGGGGACGACGAUGAUGUUGGGACGGUGUCUUUGGGGGUUGUUGGUUGAUGAGGGAAUGGAUACUGAUUUUAGGAUUGCGAGGUUGUUUUUGGAUUGCAUGAGGCUUAUGGGAUAUGUGAAGGAUUUGGUUAGGUUUGAGGAUUUUGCACUGCUGGCACAUAAAGCAUACCUCUCAUGUACAGGUCCUUCGGCGCCCGAGGUUGAGCGCAUCAAAACCGAAAUAUCAGUGCUUAGUGAGAAGACGUUAAGCGAUGAUCAGUGGAAGAAGUAUUUGAAGGAGAAAUACACUGUUUUGGAUGGUAGAUUCACAGAGGACCCGUCGGAUGAGGUUAUGGAUGAACUCUUUCACAGGGAGCUUUGGGCGGAGAAGUAUGCUAAAGGUGGGUUGGAAGCGGAGAUUGACAAGCUGAUGGGUUUGGAUGCUGGAUCAGUUAAGGAAGUGGUAAAGGUGGAGGUUUCGGAUGAAGAAGUGAGGUCGGAAGCUUCAAAUGAAGAGGUGAUGGAAGAGGAGAACUUGGAUGAAGAAGUGGUGGAAGAGGAGAAUUCGGAUGAAGAGGUGAGGUCGGAGACUUCAGAUGAAGAAAUGGUGGAUGAGAGUGAGUAG
Molecule: messenger RNA, 1422 nt
Organism: Glarea lozoyensis ATCC 20868
Lineage: Eukaryota; Fungi; Ascomycota; Leotiomycetes; Helotiales; Helotiaceae
Product: SET
Exons: 3
Coding region: 1-1422 (473 amino acids)
Molecular function (GO): protein binding
Source: RefSeq, a predicted model, not a curated record